Messenger RNA from Oryzias latipes (Japanese medaka), 3718 nucleotides. RefSeq names its product hypocretin (orexin) receptor 2 (gene hcrtr2). The record is from RefSeq and is a predicted model, not a curated record. Gene Ontology annotation, biological process: circadian sleep/wake cycle process; feeding behavior; G protein-coupled receptor signaling pathway. Gene Ontology annotation, molecular function: orexin receptor activity. NCBI's taxonomy places the organism in Eukaryota, Metazoa, Chordata, Actinopteri, Beloniformes, Adrianichthyidae. Gene Ontology annotation, cellular component: plasma membrane.
GUUGUUAAAAAUGUAACAGAAAAAAACGAGACCAUGUUGAAUUUUGUUUUGCUUAACCAUGUUGCUUAGCUAUGUUGGAACUUUAAAAAAACAUUGCACCACCAUAUUAAUCCUCUGACCACUUCUUUGACAUUUAUGUUCAUCUUUGACCUUUUUCUCUUCUUGUCUUUUACAAGAUUCACUUCUGCCUCCGAGCAGUGGUUUAUCUCUAAAUGCCUAGAUUAUUUAAAAUGGAUAUGUGAAGGAGCCACAUAACCUUUCAACCGAAGCUCGUGCACGUGCACGCACGCAAACACCUGAGGUGCCAUCUUCCCAACUCUUUGAGUUGGCAGAUUUGUCAUCUGCAGCAUCCCUUGUUGCUGCCCGCUGUGACGAAGAUGGAAACAACGGAGGGACCCUCGUCAUCCUAAGAGCUUCGAUAUCAGCGCGCGGUGCGCGCUCUCGUUCGCAGUCAGACCGACAACCUGCGGCCGCUGCGCACACACGGUCAAACCAGCAGCACCGCGGAGGAUGUCUGGAAUCUCUGGGAAUUUGGAUUGCAAUGAGUGUUUUAAUCCUUCACAUUCGUCCAACAGCUCUGACUCUCACUCGCACUCUACCAUGGAUGCGGAUGAGGAACUUUUGAAAUACAUCUGGGGAGAGUACUUACACCCAAAGCAAUAUGAAUGGGUUCUAAUUGCAGCUUAUAUUAUAGUAUUCAUCGUCUCGCUGGUGGGAAAUUCGCUUGUUUGUUUUUCAGUGUGGAAAAAUCGCCACAUGCGCACAGUGACCAACUACUUCAUCGUGAAUCUCUCCUUUGCGGACGUUUUGGUCACCAUCAUCUGCCUGCCUGCCAGUCUUGUGGUUGACAUCACGGAGACAUGGUUCUUCGGGAACACACUCUGCAAAGUUGUCCCUUAUCUUCAGACUAUCUCUGUUUGCGUGUCAGUUCUGACACUGAGCUGCAUCGCCCAGGACCGUUGGUAUGCGAUCUGUCACCCGCUCAUGUUCAAGAGCACAGCCAGGAGGGCUCGCAAGAGUAUUGUUGCCAUCUGGGUUGUGUCGUGCAUAAUCAUGAUUCCUCAGGCCAUUGUGAUGGAGUGCAGCAGUCUGCUGCCUGAACUUACAAACAAGACCAGGCUGUUCACAGUGUGCGAUGAACACUGGGGAGAUGAGAUCUACCCAAAGAUUUAUCACACCUGCUUCUUCAUUGUUACCUACUUUGCACCUUUGUGCCUCAUGGUUCUGGCGUAUAUUCAAAUAUGCCACAAGCUCUGGUGCCAGCAGAUUCCCGGAAACACAUCAGUGAUUCAGAGGAAAUGGAAGUCUAUUCAGUGUUCGGCUCCAAGCGCGGCUCUCGGAGAGGCGGCGAGGGUCAGGACCAGCACGGUCUGUGCAGAGAUCAAGCAAGUCAGAGCCAGACGCAAAACAGCUCGCAUGCUGAUUGUGGUGCUCUUUGUUUUCGCUCUGUGCUACUUACCAAUCAGCAUCCUCAAUAUUAUGAAACGAGUUUUGGGCUCCUUUAAGAACACAAAUGAUAGAGAGACAGUGUAUGCAUGGUUCACCUUCUCACACUGGCUCAUAUAUGCGAACAGUGCAGCCAAUCCCAUCAUCUAUAACUUCUUGAGUGGGAAGUUCCGCGAGGAGUUCAAAUCAGCCUUCUCAUGCAGAUGUUGUGGCCAACGGCAAAUUCAGACAAAAAGGACGACGACCAGAGCCAGCGUGGACAGCAAAAAGUCUAUGUCAACUCAGCUUAACAACAUGGACAAUCUGUCUCGCGUGUCAGAGCAGAUCGUUUUGUCUUGAAAUGCAGACCUUGAUUCCUACGAACUAUAAAAAAAAAUGAAAUAUCUUAAUUUUAAAUGUCUAACUUUGUUCAAAAGAUGAAUUUAAAAAGAUUGAUUUCUGACUUGAACGAAAAAAUAAAAGAUGAGCUCAGUAACAACUGGUUAAAAAAUAUUGUUCAGUGCUGUACAGUGCAGUAUGGCUUUCUGCUUUCUCCGUAUGAUUAAUUUUGUUUUAAUAACAAUAUUGCAAAUUGAAUGUAUUCAUUGAUUUUUGUGAGGUUUUACCGACAAGCAGAUGUUAAAUCUUUGUGACAGUCUGAUGUGUUUUAUUUAUUUAUUUUGGUUCAUUUUUUAAUCUUAAAUUCCUAUUAAUGUGGGAAGAAAUGCACCAAAGGCAUGUGAAUGUUGGUACUUUGUACAGGCUUUAUUUUUUCUGUGAAAAAAUUCUAGUUUUUUACAGAAAUAUCAUCUAAAAAAAAAUGAACAACAGUCAAUUUUUCUGAACGGUUAUGUACGCAGUUCCUGAUAUCCCGGGAAUUUGUAUGCAACUAUACAGUUUUAUGCAAAACUUAUGGGGGGAAAAAUCAUAUUACGAUACCUGCUUUGAUGAAAUUACUGGUUAUUAGAUUGAAAUAAAUGGUAAUUACUUCCAUUGUUACAUAUAGAUUUAGCAACAUUAUCUUUUCUCGUGUCACAGAUGCAAACAUUUUCAGACAGCCUUGUGUCUAUGAAAAGAAAGUUUGAAAGUGUACAAAUAAAUUAGAUGAGGAAAAAGAAGGAAGAGAUAGCCAAAACGUUAAAAUAAACCAAAUGUUUUUGUCUGUUUUAGAGGGAUUAGUAGUUUUUUUUUCUUUCCAAACCUUUACAGCAACCAAACACUUUAAAGAAUCACUCCGAUCAUCUUUUUGAUAAAUUUUGAUAAUGUCAGGUUGGGUGUGAGGGGCUGUUAGCUGGUGGGAGAGUGUGUAAACAAAUAGCUCUCAUCUAUGGGUGAUUUUGAAGAGGGGAAGGGGUUUCUCUGUGCCAACAGUCCUGUCCACAACUCAAAGAUUCAUUUCUAAUGAACUAGUGCUGUUCUGCAGAAACUAUGUCCUAGAAAAUUACAUUUUUUUGGUCUUGAAGUAAUAAUAAUUAAAAGACCAGCGGAAACACUUUAUAAAUAGAUCAAAAAGGUGAUCAGAGUGGGACUUUAAUGAAAAUAGUUAGUACUUGUAAGAGUUCUCUCCAUCUUUUGUUACUGCAGGUAAAUCUAUUGAUUUAUGGUGAUGUUGAUAAUGCUUGGAAGCUGUGCAGCUGUACUUUGGCAGUUUUAGGCCGAAAUUAUCUUUGUGGUGUUAAAAGAUGAAAGGUGAUAAUCCUGCCAUACCCGCUAUGGUUGCAGCACUUUUGGAGCAGAGGUGUCAACUGUCCAGACCUGGAUCUCAUUAUUAUUGUCCUUUGCAACCUUUACUGUUUAUAGAGACAAUCUCAUAAAUUCACAUUCAGUGAAUUCUUUUUGGGGCAAAAAUGUAUUUGCUCGUAAACCAGGUUUAUGGUAAAAGCUGUUAAAGCUCUAUAUUUUUCUCAAAAUAAAUAAAUACAAUCGGUGGAAAAUGUGCAGUUUAAGGGACAAAAAGAAAAUAAUCCCAAUUUUUACACAUUUUUGCAUUUAAUACAAACAAAUGGCACAACUAUUAAUAAAUCAAAGUACAGCCAGAGUAACAGUCAGCUUCUUCUUUUGCUGCUUACAAAUAAAAGCAAGAAUCUCUCCUUAAAUACGAAGAAAUAAGACACAACAGGAAAGGUGCAAUGAUGUGAGAAUAAUGGAAAACCAAGAAUCCUAUAGUCACUCUGCCUAAACAUUCUGCACUGGAAAAAAAGUGAUUUUUUUCCUGUUUCAUUGAUAUUAAGAAUUGUCUGUCUUUCCAUUAAAAAUGUUCUUUUUAACCUUUCAUCUUCCCACUACCCCAGUC